AUGAGACAGUUCACUUGCCCCUGUCGUUUACGCCACCGAAUCUCAAUUCUUUCCGGCGCCGGAAAUUCUCGAAUCGCCGCACGUCUUUCUUCUUUACCCCUAAAAUCCACCACCGAGGAGUCCUCACAACCACCGAUAAGUUCUGAUAUUUUGCUUGAAUCAGUACGAUCUUCUCAGUGGCAUUUCGUCGAACAGCUUUCGGACAAGAUCACACCUUCCGUUGUAUCAACAACUCUGCUAAACCUCGUCAAGACUCCAGAUUUAGCACUCAGUUUCGUCAAACACAUAGAUCUUCGUUUCCUGGACUUCUCAACACAGUGCCUAGCCAUUGCUGUUGUCUCUAAGCUAUCUUCUCCCAAACCAGCUCUUCAGCUACUUAAUGAAGUCGUUGUUAGUAGAAGUAAGAGCAGUUUUAGUGUUAGAGACGUUUUCGAUGAAUUGGUGCUUGCUCGUGAUAAAUUAGAGACUAAAAGCACCAUUCUUUUCGAUUUCUUGGUCAGGUGUUGCUGUCAAUUGAAUAUGGUUGAAGAAAGUAUAGAGUGCUUUUACUUGAUGAAGGAGAAAGGUUUUGUUCCAAAAACUGAGACAUGUAAUUGCAUUCUGAGUUCGUUAUCGAGGCUAAACCGAACAGAGAGCGCUUGGGUCUUCUACGCUGAUAUGUAUAGGAUGGAUAUUAAGUCGAAUCUAUACACUUACAACAUUAUGAUCAACGUGUUGUGCAAGGAAGGGAAGUUGAAAAAGGCCAAGGGAAUGUUGGGAAUCAUGGAGUGUUUUGGAGUUAAGCCUAACAUCGUCACUUACAACACUCUGGUUCAAGGGUAUUCGUCGAGAGGACGAGUCGAAGGUGCUCGGAUGGUUAUCAAUGAGAUGAAAUCAAAAGGCUUUAAACCAGAUUUGCAGACAUACAACCCGAUUCUUUCUUGGAUGUGUAAUGAAGGAAGAGCCAGUGAGGUUCUGAGGGAGAUGAAGGAGUUGGGUUUGGUUCCGGACUCUGUCUCGUACAAUAUUUUGAUCCGUGGUUGUAGUAACAGAGGAGAUUUGGAGUCAGCUUUUGCUUGCAGGGAUGAGAUGGUGAAAGAAGGUUUCACGCCAACGUUUUAUACAUACAACACGUUGAUUCAUGGUUUAUUUAUGGAGAACAAGAUCGAAGCCGCUGAGAUAUUGAUAAAGGAGAUUAGAGAGAGAAGUAUUGCCUUGGAUGCUGUCACUUACAACAUACUCAUAAAUGGGUAUUGCCAACAUGGAGAUGCAAAGAAAGCAUUUGAUUUGCAUGACGAAAUGAUGACCGAUGGGAUUCAGCCUACGCAGUUUACUUAUACAUCGCUUAUCUAUGUCCUAUGUAGAAGAAAGAAAACGAAGGAAGCAGAUAAGUUGUUCGAGAAAGUUGUAAGCAAAGGAAUGAAGCCUGAUCUUGUGAUGAUAAAUGCCUUGAUGGAUGGUCACUGUUCUACAGGCAACAUGGACCGUGCAUUUUCUCUUCUUGCGGAGAUGGAUAAGAUGAGAAUCGAUCCUGAUGAUGUGACAUACAAUUGCUUGAUGAGGGGGCUCUGUGGAGAAGGAAAAUUUGAUGAAGCUCGUGAGCUGAUGGGAGAGAUGAAGAGAAGAGGAAUCAAACCUGACCACAUUAGUUACAACACUCUUAUAAGUGGGUAUAGUAAGAAAGGGGAUACAAAGCAUGCUUUCAUGGUUCGGGAUGAGAUGUUGAGUCUGGGGUUUAAUCCCACUCUUCUCACCUACAAUGCUCUGUUGAAGGGUUUGAGUAAGAACCAGGACGGGAAACUCGCAGAAGAAUUGCUUCGGGAAAUGAAAAGUGAAGGGAUUACUCCUAAUGACAGCACCUACUGCUCUGUAAUUGAGGCAAUGUCUAAUUUGGAACAUAAUGCAGAAAAGUCUGAUACUUGAUUGAUCAUGGCAAGCUAAACUAAAGACCAUUUUUAA
Messenger RNA from Eutrema salsugineum, 1938 nucleotides. RefSeq names its product pentatricopeptide repeat-containing protein At2g15630, mitochondrial. Gene Ontology annotation, molecular function: protein binding. Lineage: Eukaryota; Viridiplantae; Streptophyta; Magnoliopsida; Brassicales; Brassicaceae. The transcript has a single exon. The record is from RefSeq and is a predicted model, not a curated record. The coding region runs from base 1 to 1902 and encodes 633 amino acids.